AUGUCCUCGUUACGCGCCUGGUUCCGGGGCUCCUCCUCGGCCGCUGCCGCCCCGACCAAGAGCACGACCCUCUCGGUCCCCGACAAGGGCUCCGGCGGCGGCGGCGGUGGCGAGCUAUCCCCGGCUGACCGCGAGCUGGCCGACCUCGAGGACGCCGUCACCGCGGCGGGCCUCAUCAUGAACGACGACAUCGACGGCGCCGAGGCCCGCCUGCGCCUGCGCAAGGACGCCUCCUCCUUCCACAUGCUCGGCCUCGGCGUCGCCGUCUUCAUGCGCUCCGUCCUCGGCUUCGAGAAGGAGGUCAUGAACGAGGCCUCGCAGCGCCUCAUCGACUGCGAGAACCGCGCCUGGGCCGACAUGAAGAAGGCGCAGAAGGACGCCGCCGGGGCCGCCGGCGGCGGGUGGUUCUCGGGAGGCAGGCCCGCCCUGUCCGCGGCCGAGGUCUCGGCCGCGGCGCCGGGCAACAUCAGCCAGAUCUACCCCCCGGGGAGCGAGUUCGCGCUCGUGUACGCCGAGGCGCAGCUCAUGAGCGCCGUGGUCGCCGUCAUCCACGAGAGCCUCACGGAGGGCAUCAAGGGCUUCUACAAGAUGCGCAAGGCGUACAUUGCGCUCGACGGGCUCAUGGCGACCGAGGCCAAGAUCCUGGAGCGGCUGAACGGCAAGGCGCCCGGCAGCGCGAACGGUUCUGCCAAGAGGCCGUCCCUGGCCGAGGAGCACAUGCCCGGCAGCUUCGACGAGACCGAGUUUGAGGAGUACGGGUUCUCCGACAAGCCACAGGGUGCAGAGGACAAGGAGAAGGAGGACCGUGAUCUGGAUUUCGUGGAUGCGCAGGAGGAGCAGUCGGGCAGGCAGACGCCCGCCACCUAUGAAGGCCAUUUGGGCAAGGCCGGCUCGACCGAUCCGUCGAGGACGGGCACGCCGACGCUCGAGAAGCAGAUUACAGACCUGAAGAUAUCACAAAAGGCGUCAGAGGCCGACUCCGUGCCCUCCAGGACCGUCACCCCGAAGCCGCUCACGCGCACGAGGUCUGGCCCGGAUUCGGCCUUCUUCAGCAACCCCGUCGACGCCUUCGUCCACUCGGGCGCCAACAUGUGCUUCGGCACCAUGCUGCUCAUCAUCAGCAUGGUGCCGCCCGCCUUCUCGCGCCUGCUGUCCAUCAUUGGCUUCCGCGGCGACCGCCAGCGCGGCGUGCGCAUGCUGUGGCAGAGCACAAAGUUCGCCAACAUCAACGGCGCCGUCGCGGGGCUCAUGCUGCUGGGCUACUACAACGGCCUGCUCGCCUUCGCCGACAUCCUGCCCGCCGCGGCCGACAUCGCCGAGCUGGCGGCCGACGACGACGAGGUCGUGGGCUACCCGCAGGAGCGGUGCACGGCGCUGCUGGCGUCGAUGCGCCGGCGGUACCCGGACGCGCGCCUCUGGCGGCUCGAGGAGGCGCGCGUGCUGGCCAACGCCAAGCGGCUCGACGAGGCCGUCGCCGUGCUGCGCGCCAACGCCGACAGCAAGAUGAAGCAGGUCACGGCGCUCAACAGCUUCGAACUCUCGCUCAACUCCAUGUUCCGCAUGGACUACCCGCUCAUGCGCGACGCGUUCCUGCGCUGCGUCGAGCUCAACGACUGGUCGCACACGCUGUACUACUUCCUCGCCGGCUGCGCCGAGCUCGAGAUGUACCGCGACGCGUUCCACCGCGCCGCCGCCCUCGCAGCCGAUGGCGACGACGACGGCGACGAGGCCAAGGCGAAGGAGAAGGGCGAGGCCGAGGCCGAGGCCAGGAUGCACAAGAAGGCGGCCGAGGGAUACAUCCGCAAGGCGCCCGAGGUGGCGGGCCGCAAGAAGUUCAUGGCGCGCCAGAUGCCCUUCGAGGUGUGGGUCAACCGCAAGGUCAACAAGUGGGCGGAGCGGGCGGCGAGCCUGGGCGUCGACCUCGCCGACGCGGUGGGCGCGAGCCCCGUGCAGGAGAUGAUCUACCUGUGGAACGGGGCCAAGCGGAUGGACGGGCCCCUGCUGGAGAGGGCGCUGGCGUGCCUGGACUGGGGCAGGUGCACCGCGCCGCCCGAGGCGGUGGACAAGAUGCGCGCCGUGGCGGACGAGAGCGCCAUCCGGGGCCUGGCGGUCUCGGCGCUGACGCGCUCGAUGGGCAAGACCGAGGAGGCGAGGGAGGUGCUGAAGGCGGAGGUGCUGUGCCAUGACAGGCAAGCCUUCAAGGGGCCGACCAAGGACGACUACGUCCUGCCGGCGGGGAACUACGAGCUCGGGGCGCUGGCGUGGCAGGAGGCGUGCGAGCCGCCCGCCGAGCUACUCCUGGGCGGACCCCAGGCCGUCGACGAGUACCGCCAGCGCAAGACGGCCGAGUGCCUCGAGGCGCUGGACAGGGUGGCGCGGUGGGAGGGGUUCGUGCUGGACGCGCGCAUCGGGAUGAGGGUGCAGACGGGGAUCGACAGCGUGCAGUGGCUGGUCAAGAAGAAGGGCUGGGUGUUCCUAGCUCCUCCUCUUACUCCUCCGCGUGCCCUUGCGCCCGUUCUUCAACCCCUCGAUCCCCUGCUGCACGACCGACAGGCCGUCGUUGACCGCCUCCUGGCCCCUCUCCUUGACGUGGUGCUUCUCGGCCUCGUCCCUGACGUCCUCCAUGACGUCCUUGCCGAGGCUCGUGCCGUGCGUCCAGUCGAGGAAGCCCCACGCGCCGAAGUUGCCGCGCCCGCCGCUGCAGUAGUGCAGCGCGGUCCGGCGCGCGAUGCCGCCCAUGACGAUGCCGGGCACGACGCUGUACCCGCUCGUGGCCAGCGUCUCCUCGACGGUGACGAGCCCGACGAAGAGCAGGUAGGUCAGCAGGUGCGGGCGCAGGGCGAGGGCCGGCAGGUACUGCGGCAGGAAGCGGUGGAGCAGGCACGGCGCCGGGUGGUCGGCGAAGACGAGCAGCGAGAAGGGCGGGUUGCGGCGCGCGUGGGCGUAGCUGCUGCUGUGCCAGCGGCCGAGGCGGCCGGCGAGGCGGGAGGACCGGGCGCCGGCCUGCUGCGGCGGCGGCAGGGCGAAGCGGUGGAUGUAGUAGGUCAGACACUCGCGCAGGGCCAUGAGCAGGACGACGUGCUUGAUCAUCUGCCAGGGCAGGGGCAGGGUCGUGGCGGUGCGGAAGACGGGCCCGCGGCCGAGGGCGGCGUGGCCCAGCGUGACGGCGGCCUCGACGAGGGUGCCGAGGAAGAGGUUGAGCAGGGCGAGACCCAGAAGGCGGGCGAGGCGGGCCGGGUCGCGGGGCGGCAGGCCGCGGGCGCCGCGGUACUUGAUCGACUCGGCGAGGGAGGGGAGGAGGGUGUCGAAGGCGAGGAAGAGCAGCGAGGGCAGGAGCCAGAACAGCAUGCGCAGGAAGAGCACGCCGACGAGCUCGAUGCGCAGGGGCGGGUGGGACAGGACCAGCGUGGACCAGGUCAUGUAGAAGAAGAGGAGGUUGAGGGAGGUGGACCACGAGGUCACGGCGGGCGCGAGGAAGUAGGAGACGAUGGGGAGAGAGAGCAGGACGUCCAUGUUGAUUGA
Messenger RNA from Thyridium curvatum, 3522 nucleotides. RefSeq lists its product as uncharacterized. Gene Ontology annotation, cellular component: cytosol; nucleus; mitochondrial outer membrane. The transcript is spliced from 3 exons. The coding region runs from base 1 to 3522 and encodes 1173 amino acids. Lineage: Eukaryota; Fungi; Ascomycota; Sordariomycetes; Thyridiales; Thyridiaceae. The record is from RefSeq and is a predicted model, not a curated record.